ACUCAAUGUAAAGAGUUGAUGAAGUUAAUAACACCUUCAACGGCUAGAAGCUUGGUGCAAUUGAGAGACAUGAGCAUCUUUAAUUGUGAAAUGCUGAUAGAAAUAGUAGAAAAUGAGGGAGAAGGAGAUGCAACAACAACAACAACUGAAAUUGUUUUUAACAAUUUGAAGAAGUUGUCACUUGAAAACUUAAAUAGUCUAACCUUCUUCUGCUCUGGGAAUUACUCUUUCAAUUUCCCAUCUUUGGAAGAGUUAAUUAUAAAGUAUUGCCCCAAUAUGAAGACUUUCUCUAGAGGAAUUUUAAGUACACCAAAGUUACACAAAAUUGAUUAUGAGAGGAAGGAGAAGGAUUUAGAGAAUAAGGGGAAUGAGCUUAAUACAACCAUACAACAAGCACACAAAACAAAGGUUGACUCUAAUUUGAUGGCAUUGAGAUUAAGUGAAGGGGAUAUCAUACGGAUUUGGCAAGGGGAACUUCCAAAGAAUUCUGGCAAAGUAAAGACUCUUCAAUUGAUAAAGGAUGAAUCAACAAACAUUCCAAUUCAAAUCCUUCAAAAAUUUAGUCGUCUUGAAGAACUCAAACUUCAAGGUAGUUCGUACGAAGAGAUAUUCUCAUGUAAUGAGGAUGAGGAACACGUUAGGACACUCACAAAAUUAAAAGUUCUAGAAUUGUUGGGACUUUUUAAUUUAAAGUAUAUUUGGAAACAAGACUCUCGAUUAAACUCAAUUCUUCAAAAUCUUUAUCGUAUAAAUGUGCAAUAUUGUCACAAUUUGACUACUCUGUUGCCAUCUUCAUCGUCUUUCGAAAAUUUAAGUACUUUGAAGGUGAAGUAUUGUAAUGGAUUUAGAAACUUAUUGUCAUCCUCAACAGCAAGGAGUCUAGUGCGACUAGUUGAGUUGGAAGUAGAAGAAUGUGAAAUGAUGAUGGAAGUAUUAGCAAAUGAGGGAGAUACAGAGAACGGUACCAUUGUUUUUGAGAAAUUGGAGGACUUGUACAUGUAUGGAUUAAAAAGUCUCACAUGCUUCUGCUCUGGGAGUUACACCUUAAAAUUCCUGAACUUGGAAAGACUAAAAAUAUAUCGAUGCUCCAAGAUGAAGACUUUCUCUGAAGGAGACUUAAGCAUGCCAAGGUUACAAGAGUUGAACCGUAAAGAUUGUUCGAAGAGUGACCUUGAUACAAUCACACAACAAUUACAAAAUGAUUGUUCAAAGUUUUGUAUGGAAUAUAAAGGAGAAGAAGAGUGAGUUGGAUAGCAAACCAUUAAUGUUCAUCAACACACAGCAAAGUCAUGUGAAAAUGCAGCGAUGGUGAUAGUAGUAGGAGAUACAGAGAGUUAGGCGUCUCCUUCAUUGGUGGCUAACGGCGAUAUGACUCCUGUCAAGUCCGCUCUAGUAUCCGGCUGCCUGGCUUUAGUUUACAGUGAAUUUCAAAUGAGCCGUAUCGACCACGUGUGUCCUCUCCCUUUCAAAAUCGUCUGACGGUCCCGCCUGCUCAAACCACCGGCAGUCCAGUUCAUUUUCGUCGUCUCAA
Messenger RNA from Pistacia vera, 1531 nucleotides. RefSeq lists its product as uncharacterized. NCBI's taxonomy places the organism in Eukaryota, Viridiplantae, Streptophyta, Magnoliopsida, Sapindales, Anacardiaceae. Bases 19 to 1245 code for a protein of 408 amino acids. The record is from RefSeq and is a predicted model, not a curated record. The transcript has 4 exons.